GGACUGGUUUUGUCGCUCAUCAAACGGAGUGAACCGUUCUGUGUGUAACACCUGCAGCGUUCUGUGCGGCUCUCUGGUGUUCUGCCGUAACUCGUUCCGUCAGUGAAAACGCGCGCUCUCGGAGCUGCUUCCGUGUUUUUCUGCUGCUGGCGAGUUCGCGCUGCGGGAGCAGAAACGGAACCAUGAACCCGGUGAGUCCAGCGCCCCCCUCAGGUGGUGGUGGGAGCUGCAGGGUGCUGCAGCGGGUGGCGGUGGUCGGUGCCGGGGCGGCCGGACUCUGCGCGGCCCGACACAUCCUGUCCCGACCCGGCAGCUUCGCCCCCCCGGUGGUGUUCGAGCUCAGCGACAACAUCGGCGGCACCUGGUGCUACGACGAGAGAACCGGUCCGCUCCCCGACGGGCGCCCGGUGCUCAGCAGCAUGUACAGAGACCUCAGGACCAACCUGCCCAAAGAGGUGAUGAUGUUCCCUGACUUCCCCUUUGACCCCCAGCUGAGCAGCUUCCUCCCCCAUCAGGAGGUCCAGCGGUACCUGGACAGGUACUGUGAGAACUUCCACAUCCGGACCCACAUCCGGUUCAACACCGAGGUGAGACAGGUGAGGCCCGUCGUCACGACAACAGAGGGCGAGGAGAGGACGGUCACCUGGGAGGUGACAUCAUCAGACUCGUCAGGUGGACAGGAGACGGAGACGUUUGACUCGGUGUUGGUCUGCUCGGGACACUACUCGGACCCUCACCUGCCCCACAUACCUGGAUUAGAAAGGUUCAAAGGAAAGGUGCUCCACAGCCACUCGUAUAAGUUUGCGGACCCGUUCUCGGGUCAGACCGUGGUGGUUCUGGGAGCCAAAGCUUCAGGUCUGGACAUCUCCAUGGAACUGGCCCGAGCCGGAGCCAAGGUGGUCCUGAGUCACAGAGACCCUCCUCUGAGGGUCCCUCUUCCUCCUGGGAUCCAGCAGACCAGCUCGGUGGUGGCGGUCAGUGAGGACGGCAGGCUCCGCCUUCAGGAUGGCUCGGAGGUCCAGGCGGACGUCCUGAUGUUCUGCACCGGGUACAACUUCAAGUACCCCUUCCUGGARGCCGCUCAGCUGGGUCUGGAGGUCCAGGACCACGUCGUGUCCCCUCUCUACCGAUUUAUGGUUCCCCCCGCCUUCCCCAAYCUCUUCUUCAUCGGCAUCUGUAAGAUCAUCUGCCCCUUCCCCAACUUCAACUGUCAGGUCCAGUUUGCUCUGGCCGUGUUGGACGGCUCGGUCACCUUACCUCCUCGGGAGCAGAUGGAGGAGGAGGUCCGGCAGGAGCAGCAGAAGAAGCUGGAGCAGGGGGURCAGCGGCGCCACCUGCUGAAGAUGGACCGGGGUCAGUGGGAGUACUGCGACACGCUGGCCCGCUCCGCUGGCUUCCCGCCGCUGCUUCCGGUGGUCCGCAGUCUGUACGAGGAGGUGUGGCGCCAGCGACAGGUUCARCCCGAAAACUACCGGAAAAACAACUACCGCAUCGUCAGCGCCACCCAGUGGGAGCUGAUCCACUGACGAGACCAGAAACCACCGGUGAGCCAGAACCAGAACCUCAGAGUUCAGACAGGAAGUCCGUCUAACAGACAGGAAGUCCAUCUGACUGACAGGAAGUCCAUCUGACAGACAGGAUAUCCAUCUGACUGACAGGAAGUCCAUCUGACUGACAGGAAGUCCAACAGACAGGAAGUCCAUCUGACAGACAGGAAGUCCAUCUGACAGACAGGAUGUCCAUCUGACUGACAGGAAGUCCAUCUGACUGACAGGAAGUCCAACAGACAGGAAGUCCAUCUGACAGACAGGAAGUCCAUCUGACAGACAGGAUGUCCAUCU
Messenger RNA from Austrofundulus limnaeus, 1841 nucleotides. RefSeq names its product flavin-containing monooxygenase FMO GS-OX5. The coding region runs from base 183 to 1526 and encodes 447 amino acids. NCBI's taxonomy places the organism in Eukaryota, Metazoa, Chordata, Actinopteri, Cyprinodontiformes, Rivulidae. The record is from RefSeq and is a predicted model, not a curated record. Gene Ontology annotation, molecular function: flavin adenine dinucleotide binding; N,N-dimethylaniline monooxygenase activity; NADP binding. The transcript has 9 exons.